GCUUCUGCCUUGAGUGCAACUGGUGUAGUUGCUAUGAAGUUAAAAGAGGUGUUCAUGGAAUGAAAAGAAGAUGACGAUGUAGUCAAAAUUUCUUGGCCCAUUACCAUUGUGGGUAACACGAGGCUGUAAGCCCCAUUCUUUCCAAUUGAUUCAUUCAAUUUCCUCUAGUGCGGUAGCCGCUAGUAAUUUGAUUGUGAUGUUUUGGUAUCUGAGAUGGCAAGUAAAAGUUCACAUGAACAAACAAACUUUGCCGGAUUGCAGCCACGCCUUCGUUUGCUUCCUUCCAAACAAGGAAUCUACUGACUCGUUCCAACAAAUUGAACAUGUUCAUAAAGAAUCACAAUGUCAUCCCUAAUUUUAUCGUACGUUGGAACCUGGUAACAACUCUGGCAUUGUAAGACAGUUAAGGCCUUAUAUACUAUUUUAGUAAUCCAUUGACCUCUCCAUUCUCCAUGCGCCCUCGACAAAAUAAACAACACUAGACCGUAUACGGUUCCUGAGGCGAUGGAAGGAGUGAUAGACUCGCCGGACGCAGAGAAGCGCCGCCCACGCCGUCCUGGCACCAUCACGGCCGUGUUCUUGGUCGCCUUGCCGCUGCUGCUGGUGGUCUUCCUCUUCCGCGACAUCGCCGCCGACGCCCUCCUUUGGCCGGAACUGAAACAGCAAAGUCCCCGCAGCAAUGCGUCGUCCCCGGGCUCGGGCAAGCACGACAGGCUCCUCGGCGGCCUGCUCUCCCCGGACUUCGACGACGAACCGGCGGCAUGCCGCAGCCGGCACGAAUCCUCCAGGCGCUGGAAGCCGUCUCCGUUUCCAGUCUCCCCUUACCUCGUCCGGAAGCUGAGGCAGUACGAAGCGAACCACCGCCGGUGCGGGCCAGGCACGGCGCGCUAUCGUGAGGCCGCGGCGCAGCUCGAGUCCGGCCGCAAUGCCGACGAGCAUGGCGGGUGCCGGUACGUGGUGUGGCUCCCGAUCCAGGGCCUCGGCAACCGGAUGCUCAGCCUCGUCUCCACCUUCCUCUACGCGCUCCUCACUGGCCGCGUCGUCCUCGUCCAUCAGCCACCAGGAAUGGAGGCCCUCUUCUGCGAGCCCUUCCCGGGAACGUCGUGGCUGCUGCCACCGGACUUCCCCUACAAGGACGGCUCCCGCUUCUGGUCCGGCUGCAAGGAGAACUACGUGACCAUGCUUGAGAACAACCUCGUCCGCUACGAAGACGAUGUCAGUGGCGGCAAUGCGAGCACACCGCUCCCGGCGGCGUACGUGUACCUCCACCUGGAGAACAUGAAGCUCCGGCUCCAGAACCACACCUUCUGCGACGAGGACCACCGGGUGCUCGACAGGUUCAACUGGAUACUGCUCCGGUCCGACAGCUACUUCGCCGUGGCGCUGUUCCUCGUGCCGAGGUACCGAGACGAGCUGAACCGGAUGUUCCCGUCCAAGGGGUCCGUGUUCCACCACCUCGGCAGGUACCUCUUCCACCCGGGGAACCGACCCUGGGGGAUCAUCCAAAGGUUCUUCGACGGGUAUCUGGCCGGCGCUGACGACCGUCUCGGCGUGCAGGUCCGCAUCGUGCCAUACCAGGCUGUCCCAUUCGAGGUCAUGUUCGAGCAGAUCCUCCGGUGCACGCGUGAGCAUGACCUCCUGCCGCAAGUGACCGACGAACCUGCUGCCCCCGCCGGCGUACCAACAAAUGGCACGGCGAAGGUGAAGAAGGCCGUCCUGGUGGUGUCGUUGAAGCCGGAGUACUACGACAAGCUGCACGGCAUGUACUACGGCAACGCGACGGCGACCGGCGAGGUCGUGACGGUGCACCAGCCGAGCCACGACGAGGACCAGCACACGGAGGCUCGGGCGCACAACGAGCGCGCCCUGGCCGAGAUGUACCUGCUGAGCUACUGCGAUAGGGUGGUGACCACGGGGUGGUCAACAUUCGGGUAUGUCGCGCACGCGCUGGCCGGGCUGCGGCCGUGGGUGCUGAUCCCGCUCGAUUGGAGCAAGAUGAGGGCCGACGUCGCCUGCGUUAGGCCGGAGUCCGUCGAGCCGUGUCUGCACUCGCCGCCGUCUCUCGUCUGUCGGCGCCAGCAGGAUCUUGACCCGGUGGCACAUGUGCCGUUCCUGCGCCACUGCGAAGAUGUGGGCGCCGGCCUCAAGCUUUUCGAUUGAGUUCGAUUUGUGAGGGGAGGCAGAAUUUAGUAGUAACAUCUUGUGCUUGAUCAGUCACUGUAAUACACAUGUUCUAUAUCGAGCCUUUUCGCUCCUAUGACUUGCAGGAGUUUUACGGGGUUACUAAAGACGAUUGCUGAUUAGAUUAAACUUCUUCAUUUGUAGUUCUCAUCCGAA
Molecule: messenger RNA, 2337 nt
Organism: Brachypodium distachyon (stiff brome)
Lineage: Eukaryota; Viridiplantae; Streptophyta; Magnoliopsida; Poales; Poaceae
Product: fucosyltransferase 6
Exons: 2
Coding region: 505-2160 (551 amino acids)
Biological process (GO): cell wall biogenesis; xyloglucan biosynthetic process
Cellular component (GO): membrane; Golgi apparatus
Molecular function (GO): galactoside 2-alpha-L-fucosyltransferase activity
Source: RefSeq, a predicted model, not a curated record